Molecule: messenger RNA, 759 nt
Organism: Dendrobium catenatum
Lineage: Eukaryota; Viridiplantae; Streptophyta; Magnoliopsida; Asparagales; Orchidaceae
Exons: 2
Coding region: 1-759 (252 amino acids)
Source: RefSeq, a predicted model, not a curated record
AUGGCAGAUUUGAAUUCAAAAAUUUCUCUCAAACUUCUGAUCGAUGCUCAUAGCGACAAAGUACUUUUCGGUGAGGCUGGUAAAGACUUCGUAGAUUUCUUGUUCAGCCUUCUUACUCUCCCACUAGGCUCUGUCAUUAAGCUUCUAUCUCCUUCAACUAUGAUUGGAUCUAUUGGAAAACUUUAUCAAAGCGUAGAAAAUCUUAACGAGAUUUAUCUUGUAGCAAACAGAGAAAAAUCCUCUUUACUUCGACCCAAACUGUCCUCUUGUUAUGUUACCAAUCAUUUUCUUCUUGACACAGAAACCACUGUAGAGCUCAAAUACUAUAUUUGUAAUGAUUGCAAUGAAACAGUCACUACUGUAAAAAAUACCUUGUGCCCAAACUGCAAUGUGGUGAUAGACACCGAAGCCGCCUUUGUGGUGCCAUCUUGUUCUACUUCUCGUGCUACAACCAGAGCUCAAAAUGGAGGGGAGAAUGCUGGAGGCUUUGUAAAGGGAGUGAUCACCUACAUGAUUACAGAUGAUUUGGAAGUGACCCCAAUGUCUGCAAUCUCCAGCUUCACUCUUAUCAAUCGCUUCAGCAUGAAAAAGGACGUCCAACUAAUGGAAAAAGUGGUCACCGUUGGCAUGGAAGAGGGAAUUGCUUUGCUUAAGGCUUCGCUGGACUCUUCAACUCCAUUGACUGAUGUUUUCUGUUCCCCUAAGAAGAGGGCAAAAGCUCCAUCUUCCUCUGCUGUGGAUGAUGACCUAUUCUCCUAA